AUGGAAGGAUGGUUUCUGGGGGAGCUUGUUGAGGAACGAAAUCGAGGAGGUGUGGCCAUGUUUAGUUGGGUCCCAGGAAUUGACUUGUCCGGGACAAGUUUAAGGUUGCUCGUUGGCAAAUGGCAGACGUGCAUGCAAGUCGGUGACGUUUUGAGGGGUAUGGUGGACUGUGUAGCUGCUGAAGACAAGGAUCAAGGCGACUUGCAUCGUCAACAUGGUGACGAUGGCUUUGACAACUUUCUGGAACAAGAGUUGGAGCGGUUGAAACGAGCGAGCCACCACCAUAAGGCGACAGAUCGUUUAUACGUUCUUAGAGCUUCUGCAAACAGCAGUGCCAUGAUCGACGGAUGGUGGGCCGAGUUCGGCGUAUUCGAAGGAAUCAGCAUCAACGCUCUUGCAGCGAUUGCAAAGUCCCGCAGAAUCGAAAAGUCCAAGGCUCCUACACACAUCUACGGGUUCGACAGCUUCGAAGGCUUACCAGCACCCGAAACGGACGGGCGAACAGAUUGGCUGACCAGGCGAUUUGACCGGCGUGGUGAGUUGCCGCGAGUGGACGAGUCUGUCGAACUGAUAGCAGGCUGGUUCUGUGAUACAAUCCCCUGCUUCUUGUCCAGAGCUGAAGUCCGGGGGAAACCUGCAUCUCUGAUCCACGUCGACUCCGAUAUCUAUAGCUCCGCCAUCUUCGUUCUUGAGGAGCUGACGCGAGCGGGGGCGAUAGUGGAGGGAACGAUCGUCGUCUUUGAUGAGCUGCUGCACUAUGAAGGCUACGAGCGCCAUGAGAUGAGAGCUUUGUGGGAGUGGGGAGGCAAGUUUGGAGCCGAAUGGGAAUGGAUCUGCGUAAAGCAUCGGGUCAUGGGAAGGGAGGAGAGUCUGGGAUCCUCCGUUCGCGUCCCUCACCGGCACCUUCGCUCUCAGGGAUACGAUCAGUCGGCCGCACUGCGAGUUGUGAAGCUGAAUACAGCCGUUGUCGGCGAGCAGUCCGAUCGGCGAGCAACUGAGAGCUGA
Molecule: messenger RNA, 1005 nt
Organism: Guillardia theta CCMP2712
Lineage: Eukaryota; Cryptophyceae; Pyrenomonadales; Geminigeraceae
Exons: 2
Coding region: 1-1005 (334 amino acids)
Source: RefSeq, a predicted model, not a curated record